CAAGAUCAAGUGUCUGACCCCAUCAAUCUACAGCCAGCGAGCCAGCGAGCCUCCGAGACUUGAGUGAAUGCAAAAUAACGAUCUCGGGCGAGCACCUCCGAGUAUCGCGAGGUUAUAUAUAUGAGCCCGUCGGGACACCUCUCCUCAGUCCGUACAAACCUGCCCGCCAGAGCGCACGCCCCGCGACACUCGCUGCCGGUAACUGUUGUUACAUUCAAGGCAAACAACGUUUGUUAUGUGAACUUGUGUCUCGUGGAACUCAAAACAGUGAAAUGCCGACCGAUAUUAUGUCAGUCUCGUGUCGCGCCGAGCGCUUCGGCCAAAGCUACACAAAGAAAUCAUGCAACGCGGAGGUGAAGUCCGGCUUCGUGAUCCUUUCAGGGCUCGGGAGGAUACGACAGGAUGUCAGAGUGGUGGUGUACAGGACAUCUUUAGAGCACUUCGCCGUGAUAUAUCCCAGGAAGCGUCUGUCGAAGCCUAUCGGCGUCGUUAACCUGAGGAAUACGUCAGUGGAGCGCGCGGAGUCGGAGAUGGGUUUAGUCGUGAGACAAAAGGGUUACGACAAUGCGAUAUCCGCCAAGUUUCUGUGUGCUGAGCGAGAUGUGGACUCCUGGAUAACAGCGCUCACCGCAAGAGUGUCGCCUUCGUGCCAACAGCAGACCAGCCUGCCGGUGCUCGUCGAGGAGGAAGCCUUCGACAACUGAACAUAAGACUAAACUGUGUUGUUGGUAAUUGCAUACCGCCGCGGCGGCGGACCGAAUCGCGCCAGUUGCAUCACGACAUCGAUUAUCCGGAUUUGACGGAUAAUGUUUAGCACGAACGAGAAACGAGGUUAUGUUUGUUUUGCAAGAUCGAAAGUGAAAGCUCGUUUUUUACGGGCGCAAUGAAAGUGUUCUCAAUCAUCGUACUUACUCGUGUGACUCGUGUCGCGUGAGUCACGGGUCGCAUUGUGUCGAUAAACAAUCUCCGACGUUGUGAAACAUGCCUAAUGUGAGAAUUUUGACUCUGGGAAUACUUAUUCACAACCUAGAAAACAUAAUACAAGCACCUACGAGUGACUCAAACGACCACAACAUGGCAUUCCUUGAAGUG
This is a messenger RNA of Cydia amplana, 1092 nucleotides long. RefSeq lists its product as uncharacterized. The transcript has a single exon. The record is from RefSeq and is a predicted model, not a curated record. The coding region runs from base 273 to 704 and encodes 143 amino acids. Lineage: Eukaryota; Metazoa; Arthropoda; Insecta; Lepidoptera; Tortricidae.